AUGAAGCUAUUGGCUCGGAUGAAACGAGACACGUCUGCAAGUAUACUGCAGGAUGAAGAGGGACAAGAUCGAGCCACUCCGUCAGGAAGUGUAGAGGAAUUCUGCAAUCAGUCUACGCAAACACUGGAUGGUGAAGAAGGCCUAGAAGAGGUUUUGCCUUUGUACAGAUCGAAUGGUUUUCCUGAACGGCUGAAACGAUUCGUCGGUUUACCCCCUGACAUGUCUCUUACGCCUACGGAUUGCCCUUUAGAAGCUUCAGGGGAAAAAUGUUCAGAUGUCUUUUGUCAGUCAGCACACAUGAAUGACGAUCAGUUAUCAACAGAAGACGUUCUAGCCAUGAUGAUCAGCUACGCUCCGGGUUUGGUUGAUUCUGGCGAUGAUGCUAAUAUAACG
This is a messenger RNA of Strongylus vulgaris, 393 nucleotides long. The record is from the annotation of a GenBank genome assembly. Lineage: Eukaryota; Metazoa; Nematoda; Chromadorea; Rhabditida; Strongylidae.